UGCCGAUAAUAUCGAAAAUACGUACACUUUAAUAAUGUUAAUUGUGGUACUUCACUUCGUUAUAGUAUUUUGCCUAAGCGGGUUCUGUUUAAUAUUAGAAAUUGAUGAAGUCAUUACGGCAAAAAUUUACUUUUCGAUUACUAUGCUUAUAACUUUAUUAAUAAAUGCUUUUUUGUACUGUGGUGCAGGAGAACUUCUAGCGGAACAAUGUAAUGCAGUAUAUCGUGCAAUGUGCAAUCUUGAAUGGUACAAAUUGGAAUCAAGAAAAGCGAGAAAUCUUAUUUUAUUAAUGAUUCAAGCACGCUAUCCUAUUUGUAUUACUGCAGGAAAGAUUAUUCCAUUAACAAUGUCUACUUUUUCCAGCGUAUUAAAAACAUCAUGUGGAUAUAUAACAUUUUUAUUGGCGAAACAUGGUUAAAGAUUAAGACGAUAUAUUAAUAUUUACGUAUCGUAGAAAAAUAAAUGCAUUUACAUAUCACAAAGAAAUAAGUGUAUAGUCAACUAAAUAAUUACAAGUUAGCAGUAUAUUAUAUUAACAAUUACUACAAUAGAAAUUUUUUUUUGCUUAUUACUACAUUUGCAAUUUAUUAUUAACUAUAUUAUGAAUUUUGUAAUGUGACGAUAUUUUUAUUGCGCCUAAUAGAAAUAGUUUGAUAAAAUUUUUGUGUUUGUGUUUACGCGUCAAGCAGAAGGCAAAUGGGGCUGAUUAAACGGACCAAUUUUGUGACAACUUCUCGUACGUAUUGCUUUUACAAAUUUGGAAAAUUUAUUUCUGAAUUAAAGUAUAUGCAUUAAUACAUGUUAUUUAAUUAGGACCUAUUUGAUAUUAGAUAAAUAUGAUGUCCAAAGCUGUCAAAUUAUGAUAAUUUUACUGCUAAUGUAAAGUUUGUAUUAAAUGUAUUACAGACUUUCAGUACUGCAUUUUAUUAAAAAACUUGUAUACGUACAUAUGUUUGCACAUAUUGCACAAUAUUUAUCUUUCUUCUAAUUAAUACAUAAUUUUAAAACAAAA
Solenopsis invicta (red fire ant) is the source of this 1012-nucleotide messenger RNA. RefSeq names its product odorant receptor 85b-like. Gene Ontology annotation, molecular function: odorant binding; olfactory receptor activity. The record is from RefSeq and is a predicted model, not a curated record. NCBI's taxonomy places the organism in Eukaryota, Metazoa, Arthropoda, Insecta, Hymenoptera, Formicidae. Gene Ontology annotation, cellular component: plasma membrane. Gene Ontology annotation, biological process: detection of chemical stimulus involved in sensory perception of smell; sensory perception of smell. The transcript has 4 exons. The coding region runs from base 35 to 418 and encodes 127 amino acids.